This is a messenger RNA of Fopius arisanus, 2580 nucleotides long. RefSeq names its product RNA-binding protein 39-like protein Caper (gene Caper). Bases 715 to 2370 code for a protein of 551 amino acids. Gene Ontology annotation, biological process: mRNA processing. Gene Ontology annotation, molecular function: RNA binding; U1 snRNP binding. The transcript has 7 exons. Lineage: Eukaryota; Metazoa; Arthropoda; Insecta; Hymenoptera; Braconidae. The record is from RefSeq and is a predicted model, not a curated record. Gene Ontology annotation, cellular component: nucleus.
UAAAAAUUCCAGGUCUGCCUUUUUUUUUCUAAUUAUAUUUAUUGGACUUUAUUCGUCUCAAAAAAUUUUCCUCGAGAAGAAACUGAUAAUGUUUGAAAAAGUAGGUAAAGUUGAAACAGAUAAAUAAAAUGAAAAGGAGAAAUUGAAAUAUGAAUAUAUUUCUUCGGUUAUUUCAACUUUUCAUUUUUCUUCAAGAAAUUUCACCAAGUCAUUUGCUUUUCUUUUACUCCAAAAGAAUUGAGUAGAUAUUAUCACUAUGACUUCUCGAAAAAAAUUUUAAAACUCCAGGCGAAAUGACAAUCCCUGUUUUGCCGCCCACGCAAAGGAAACAGAGAUGUCGACUUUGCAAUUGGAUGACAAAACAGCAAUGAUCUACUAUGCCGACCGAUGGUAAAACAGUAUCUGCUUUGCCGGCUGGCACUUCCAGUUGCAAAAAAAUCCGUUGAGGUGGCAGCACCAUCCACGUCUCCCCCACUUCCCACGACGUCACAUCCGGAAAGAUUCACGAUCCAUCGGCCAUUUUGUUUUUCGUCCAAGCCCAGAGUUCUCGUCUUGUCGCCAAAAACCUCCACCAAAAACAUCUCCUUAACCCCAACAUCACCCAGUCACGAGCAGCCGAAGUAAACAGUCGAAGUGCAGUACCAGAAGAUCGAAAUUAAAAAAAAAAUCACCAAUAAUCCAGUAAUCCAUUAUAAUUGAAAUUGUCGUGUGCUAAUGCGUGGCAUUUCAGAAACAUCACCAAGUCGCACAAUGGCGGAGGACUUGGACGUGGAGGCAAUGCUGGAAGCACCAUACAAAAAAGGGGAGCAGGAAUCGUCCAAAGAUAAGUCCAAGGAGAAUGGGUCCAGCAGGAGAGCAUCUGGGAAGAGCAGACAUCGUUCUCGGAGCCGUUCGAGAUCGAGAGAACGUCGAUCGCGUCGUUCUCGUGAUCGUGAGAGAGAUGGGCACAGGGAGAGAGAGAGGGAGAAGGAAAGGGGGGAGCGUGAUCGUGAUCGUGAUAGGGAUAGGGAUAGAGAGAGAGAUAGGAAGAGGAGGUCAAGGUCUAGGGACAGAAAGGAGAAGGAGAGGCAUCCUGAGAGAGGUGAUCGAGAAAAAACGAGAGAGAGGGAUAGGGAGAGGGAGAAGGAGAAGGAGAAGGACAGAGAUAGAGAGAGGGGUAGGAGGAAGAGAUCCUUGACACCCAUCACUCUCCCCAGGGCACGACCUCCUUUUGGAAAAGGGGUCAGUCCCCUAGGAAUACGAACAGAUGAACUCACCCCAGAGGAGCGUGACGCCAGGACAGUGUUCUGCAUGCAGCUCUCCCAGAGAAUUCGAGCCCGAGAUCUGGAGGAAUUUUUCUCAUCAGUUGGAAAAGUCCAGGACGUCAGAUUGAUCACUUGCAACAAGACGAGAAGAUUCAAGGGUAUAGCGUACGUAGAGUUCAAGGAUCCAGAGAGUGUGACACUGGGCCUAGGCCUAUCAGGACAAAAACUCCUGGGUGUACCAAUUGUUGUGCAGCAUACACAAGCUGAGAAAAACCGAAUGGGCAAUUCCAUGCCAAAUCUUAUGCCCAAGGGCCAGACUGGACCCAUGAGGCUGUACGUUGGCUCUCUCCACUUCAAUAUCACUGAGGACAUGCUCAGAGGUAUCUUCGAGCCCUUCGGCAAGAUUGACAACAUUCAGCUUAUCAUGGAUCCUGAGACUGGACGCAGCAAGGGGUAUGGAUUUCUCACAUUCAGAAAUGCUGAUGACGCCAAAAAGGCACUGGAGCAGUUGAAUGGGUUUGAACUUGCUGGACGACCCAUGAAGGUAACUGAUUAUGUUGGAAAUGUCACUGAGAGGACUGAUCUCAUGCAGGGACCAUCGCUGCUUGAUACUGAUGAACUCGAUAGAAGUGGAAUCGAUCUUGGAGCCACUGGAAGAUUACAGUUGAUGUUUAAACUGGCAGAGGGAACUGGCCUGGAGAUACCACCAGCUGCUGCUAAUGCCCUUAAUAUGGCACCUGUGAUAACAACACCUCAGCCACCGCCUCAGGCAGCACCACCAAUAGCAACUCAAUGUUUCAUGCUAUCCAAUAUGUUCGAUCCACAAAAUGAGACAAAUCCAACUUGGUCCAAGGAAAUUCGUGACGAUGUCAUUGAAGAGUGCAACAAACACGGUGGGGUAUUGCACGUGUACGUGGACCAAGCAUCGCCUCAGGGUAAUGUCUAUGUCAAAUGUCCAUCAAUAGCUACAGCUGUUGCAGCAGUGAAUUCCCUCCAUGGGCGUUGGUUCGCUGGAAGAGUCAUCACAGCUGCUUACGUACCACUCGUCAACUAUCACUCGUUGUUCCCUGAUGCCAUGACAGCACUCCAAUUACUCGCACCCAGUGCACCUAGAAGAGGAAUUUGAUUCUCCUAAUCAAUUGGCCAAUGAUUUUGACAUUAUCGAGGGUUUUUGUCGAUCAUAGGUCGACUGGGCACAUUUUUUUUUUUUCACGGGGAAAUAAAUAUCAGUCAUGAAGACUUUCCAGUCAUUUAUUUGCUGUUGGAAGUCCUGUAGGAGUUUCCAUUGACUCGAAUUUUUUCAACCACUUCAAUAUUGAUUCGUGAUAAUUCGUUU